Messenger RNA from Protopolystoma xenopodis, 288 nucleotides. The record is from the annotation of a GenBank genome assembly. NCBI's taxonomy places the organism in Eukaryota, Metazoa, Platyhelminthes, Monogenea, Polystomatidea, Polystomatidae.
AUGUCCAAAGGCCUUGUAAUUGAACUGCUGAUACUUGACGAAAGCAUUAUUCAAUUAUUCAGCUUGAUUGCCGAUGCCUACGCGAAAUUCUGGCCGCUCAUCGGCAUCGGCAUUGAAAUCCUUACGUUGAUGCUGAUAAUUUACCUUUACGAGCGCAGGCAGCGUGAGCUAAAGGCGAAACUUGCGGCAGAAGAGGCGGCUGCUGGUGUAACCGACAAUAUGGGCUUCUACUAUGGCCGUUCAGGAAUGGGUCGCGUCGGAUCUUAUGUCCCUGGAAUGGACGUGUGA